Molecule: messenger RNA, 1564 nt
Organism: Amorphotheca resinae ATCC 22711
Lineage: Eukaryota; Fungi; Ascomycota; Leotiomycetes; Helotiales; Amorphothecaceae
Exons: 3
Coding region: 1-1098 (365 amino acids)
Molecular function (GO): nucleic acid binding
Source: RefSeq, a predicted model, not a curated record
AUGGGACUCGCAGCGCCGCGAAAGCGGACCAAACUCUCCCACGAUCCCAACAAUACAAAAUGGACCUCGAACACGGAAAGCUUUGGGCACAAGAUUAUGGCUGCUCAAGGCUGGCAACCUGGAGAUUUCCUUGGGGCUAAGAAUGCGAGGCAUGCGGAGCAUUAUACGGCUGCCAAUGCAUCACAUAUCCGAGUGACGAUCAAGGACGAUAACCUUGGGUUGGGAGCGAAGAUUGGAAGCGGGGUUGGCCAUGGCGAAUGUACCGGGCUGGACGCUUUCAAAGAUUUGCUGGGAAGACUUAAUGGGAAAGAUGAGGAUGAAAUAGCGAAAGAAAAGAAAUCCAGAGAAGAUUUGAAGAGAGCGAUAUACACAGAAAGAAGGUGGGGAAGUAUUAGAUUUGUUCCCGGAGGAUUCCUUAUCGGCGACAAGAUACAGCACUUGAUCGAUAGCGAGGCAGAGAGAGUACGAAAACUUGGAGAGACGCCUUCGGCCGCCGCGGAAAAGAGUUCGAGCGAUUCUAGCUCUUCGUCAGAGUCAGAUGAGGAGAAGCCAGUGGAGAAGCCCAAGAAAGCGAAGAAACGAAAGUUAGAGGAGGAUGAUGAGUCAGUCCCAGAAGUUGUUGCCGUGAAGGUCAAGAAAUCGAAGAAGUCAAAGAAGCGGAAACACGAGGCCGGUCCAGACGAACCUGAAUCUGCUGUUUCUACAGAAGAGGAUCCUAAGGCAUUGAAGAAGAAGUCGAAGAAGAAGUCAAAGAAGGGCGGGGAAGAUGAGAUGGACGUUGAUGAUGCAACAGCCGAGGCCGAAAAGAAGAGACGCAAAAAGGAGAAGAAGGAGAAGAAGGCAAGAAAGGAGGAGAAGUCCAAGAAGAAAUCGAAACGGCAAGCUGAGUCUGCCGAUGUUUCCGAAUCGUCAGAAUCCUCCUCCGGAACUACUACCAAGAUGAGCACUUCCUCGACAGCAGCCACAUCUAGUGGUAACUCCACGCUAGUUGUGCAAGGAAUACACGCAGUACGAGCACGAAACAUUGCUCAGAAACGAUUAGCAAGCAUGGAUACAGCAGCAUUGAAUCAGAUCUUCAUGAUCAAAUCCCAGGCCUAGAGAAUUGAACAAUAUAUUCUAGAUCUUUGUUACCAUCGGACGUUCCUCAACUCUUAAAAUAGAGAAUCCCCUGGCGGUCUACCAAAACUUUACCAUGGAUACCAUAGCCUGGAGACCAUUACCCUCCCAUCGCCCAACGCCGCCUAUAGAGCCACUAUCUUCCGAUUUGAAUGCAGAAUUUCAGAGACGAUGAGUCCAAAGGAGUGGACAUCAAUCUAGGGAGUACAUCUAGCUUCUGAUUAUGGCAAUGGGAGUUUUUUAAACGGCGUCAGGUGAAUUAAAUGACUUUGAAGAUGGGGUGUUCUGGAGCUUGGGUAGACAGUCGAGACAUUUUGGAGUCCUCAAAUCAGGCUCUUGAUUUCAACGUCUCUUGAUGUACAAGACCCAGCCCCCUUUAUUACCUCAUGUGCAGGAAUGCCAUUUCAUGAGUGAGUGAGCUCUAGAAUAUCAACUGAUUCUUCAACGG